Toxoplasma gondii ME49 is the source of this 8573-nucleotide messenger RNA. Its product is annotated as elongation factor Tu GTP binding domain-containing protein. The transcript is spliced from 12 exons. The coding region runs from base 248 to 7930 and encodes 2560 amino acids. The record is from RefSeq and is a predicted model, not a curated record. Lineage: Eukaryota; Apicomplexa; Conoidasida; Eucoccidiorida; Sarcocystidae. Gene Ontology annotation, molecular function: GTPase activity; translation initiation factor activity; GTP binding.
CGUUAAACAGCUCACAAACCUGCGGGGGACUCCUGGGGUGUCAUUCUCCCCCGCCUCGUAACGGCAAGUCGGAAAACUGCUGCCCAGAGCGCAUGCAGAGGAACAGCCCAGACCCGCUCUUCUUCUGCCUUGUUUCUCUUUUUUUCAUUCUCCUCGUCUUCUUGUAAGUUGUCAAGCUUCCUAGAUGACGGCCAGCACUUGAGGCGCGUCACUUCUGAGUAGUGAUCCAUCUUGCCUUCAAAUUGUCAUGAUGUGGUUUGGUCGGAGGCCUGUUCUCCGGCGAUCGGCUUCAGCCCAGCCUCGCCUUCGACGCCGAAGAGAAAUUGAUGCAUCCGAUGUUCAGAUCUUGUCUUCUCUUCCUGAUCCAUGCCAUUCUUCCCUAUCUCUCCCCGUUUAUCCCUCUUCUAGCAUUUCUCUAUCCCUCACUUCUCCCUUUUCUCCUCUCCUUUUCCGUUCUUCUCUCUCUUUGUCAGCUUGGUCUGCUUUCUCUUCUUCCCUCUGUUCCUCGUUCCAGUCCUCGUCUCCUGGGGGCGCGCGCGUUCCUCUGCAGCUUGCUUCGCCUCUUUGUGCUUCUCGUCUCUCUUCGUCGUUCUCUGUCUCCUCUUCGCGCUUCGAAUCCUCGUCCCGCCUUCCUCCCGCUUCUUCUUCCUUUGCUGCUUCCGCUUCGUCGUCUUCUCUUUUCUCUUCUUCCUUCUGCUCCGUUUCAUCUCCUGCAUCGUCUCCCGCGGCUUCCCCGUCAGAAGUCUCUCGUCAGCCGCUGUUCCCUUCCGGGCCGGUCGAGUCCGAGCCGUGGAAUUCGGUUUAUACUCGAGAUGCGCAAUCCGCUGCCGCCGCGGCCGUCGCUGCAGUGGCUGCUGGACCUGUGGCCCGGCCGACUCAUCGCGCAGUUCGUCCUGCCCCUUCUUCGUCUGUCUCUUCUGUCUCCCUUCCGCGUUCUCCCGCCUUGGCGUCUGCUCGCGCGCGCGUCGGGUGCUCCACGCAGUUGAAGUCGCAAGCGGCGCAUGCAGCGGCGAGGUUCGGCGUCUCUCGGACUGGCGAAAGACGAAACGCAGAGCCGAGUCCUUCCGCAGCGCCUCCGGAGCCUCGUGCCAGCGUCGCGUCUCGACGCAAAAUCGUUUCCUCUCACACCGAAUGGGAGUGGCGCAUGCAAGAGAGAGAACGCCUUGCGCAGCGUCUGGCAGCAGGUCCCGAAUGGCCUCAGACCAGCGCCCCUCCCGAGCAGCAGCUCGAGAAGCAGGCAGUUCUUGGGGACAUGCCUGGCCUCCGGGAUGGAGAAAACGAGUCGCAGGCAAUGUUCGUCUCUCCCGACAGAAACAGAAUGAGAGUGGAGGGAAGCAGCGGCAGCGAGUCUAGGAAGGUAGAGAAGGAGAUCAGCAGCAGGGCAACGGGCGGAGUCGACCGCGAGACGGAGACGCAGGAAUGUGAGGGUGGAGGAACACAGCAAGUAGAAGCACAAAGGUUCGCGCAACGUGGAGGACGGUUCAUCGAAGGGUGGCGAAAGCUCUUUGCUUUCUUCUCGCGUCGUCACACUCCCGCCUCCAGAGCGAACUUCCCCUACUCUGAACAUGCAUUGUCUUCCCCGAUACUUGUCGCAGACAAAAAAGGCUCCUCUCUCCGUACCCGUCCUCAAUCCUCCACUCAGACUUCUUCAGUGGUCCCCAUUGCUUCCUCGUGCGAGGCGUCUUCGUCUGUCGCAGCGGCGGCAUCGGCCUUCGACGCGUCUACCGGAGAAGAGUCCUGCAAAGCGAAAUGUUGCCCUUCUUCUCUUCUCGAAUACCCGCAGUUUCUUCUUUCAGCGAAAACGCGACUCACACAUCGACUGACGAGAAACAAGCGACUGAGAGAAACGAAAACGAGCGCGUCGUCGGAGCCGAAGGACUCUUCUCCUGCUCCCCAUUCUCGGGAGUCCUCGUCUUCUUCGCCUUUGUCUCCCUCCGAUUCUUCGACUGCCUCUUCUCCCUCGCGUUUGGCACCUCCCGGACUGGUCAAGUCGUUUCUCGGCUUCCUCGCCUUCCUUCCCCUCCGGGUGUUCUCCGUCUCGUUUUUCGCGCCUCUUCGUUCCCUCCUGUUGCGUCUGUGUCAGAGGGUCUGCCGGCCGUUCGCGGGACCUCUCGUAGACGAGCACAGAGUCAGUGAGUCGAGCCGCGAGAACAAGCAAGGCGACGAUCCUCAGGAAGUUGCCGCGUUGCUGGAGGAGGCGCGCCGCGCCGCGAGGCGCCGCGCAGAGGCCGCCGAGCGCGCCGCAGCUCUCAGGGCAGCGAAGACUCUGCAGCAGUCGGCGAGGCCUCCGAGUCGGACCUUUAGGGAAAUUCGUUUUCGUCUGCUUAGGCAAGGAGACGGCGCAGCCUUCGAAGGGCGCCUCGGCCUCGAUUUGGUGAGAGAACUUGAGGGGGACUUUCUGUUAGGUCGUGCAGCCCCAGCGGCCGGCGAGCAGAAGGGAACGGAGAGCGGGGAGAGCGAGACGAAGAAAGCGAAGACAGGAGACAGCGAUACCGGCGCUCGGAUCACUGGCGAAGAAGGAGGCGAAAUAGGGCAGAAACACAGGCGGGUCUCCUUCGAGUUGAGAGAAGAAGCGAUGGGAGGGAAGGGCACCUAUUACGCUUCGCCCAGCAUACGGAAUAGGAAGGAAGAGAAGGUCAGUACGCAUGCAGAGGGGGGUAAAACCGAAGCGGUUUCGCCUCCAGAUGCAGGGCAUUUUCCGGAUCGCGGGAGAGAAGAACGUGAGGGAGAAGAAGAGAGUGCCGAGGCUUUGCCAGACCAUAAGCGGGGGCCAGGAAAAGAGCUGGAGGAAGGCCGAGACUCGCAGGUCCGUGGUGAGGAGAGCGGGCGCAGCUCGCUUUCGCAGGAGAGGGAAAGUUUUCGUUCUCAGCGCGUCUCGGCUGAGGGUCAGGAGGUGGAGGCAGCCUCUGUCAAGGCGCUUGAAGAGGCAAAGUCGAACGACAGACCCGACGGCGAGAGCAACGAGCUGCGUCGCUUGUCACCCACCAGCCAGACAGAGCAAGAAGGCUCCGUCGAGAAAGAAGGGACAUCAGAGGCGACGAUGAACGACCAAGACGAGACAGGGAAGGAAAAACAAGACCAACGAGAGGUGCCUGUGCCCCGCGCUCUUCGCUUGAAUUCCGGCUCUGUCGCCUUUCCCGAAGCGCCCAAGUCUGGACUCGCCGAGGCCCUCUCGUCGCCGCUGCCGCCUCUCGAUGAGUGGAUGCGCAACUCCCUUUGUGGCUCGGGCGCCUGGGGGGAGAAGCACAGACGCGCGGUAGACGGAGACACAUCCGGACAGCCAAUUGCGUCGCCUCUCCCGCCCUUCCUCGCGGCCGCACAAGAGCGCCUCGUGUCUCUGUAUGCAGCGGCGACAGCGGCACACCAAGAAGCCUCGCAAGCGCGGCAGGCCGCCGCGGCGGCUGCGGCCGAGGCCCUGACCCUUUCUGUCCAAGGGGGGGUUCGGCCUUCUUCUACUCCACAGCUUGUCGGCGCGGAGGAUUCCAAUACCCCAGCUGCGAGGCCUCAGUCGAGCUCGAGCGACUCUCUUUCCCCAUCCCGCGACGAGGAUCCCCCAGCGGAUCCCAGACCUCUGAAGAGAGGCUGCUCUUCUGCCUCCGUCGCUUUGCCGUCUGGGGCCUCCUCGCCUGCUGUGACUCUGGCAGACGCGAGUGCAAAGGCGGCUGAAGCGCGGGACGCCGCCUCCGCAGCUGCUCUGCGAGCUGAAGCAGCGAAGAUGGAGUUUCUCAAGGAGGAAGAGGCGUUUCGAUCUUGCGUGGCGGACCACCAGAAACGCCUGCGUCAAUGCCUCGCCUUUUCCCCGGAAGCGGUUCGAAGCCAGCAGGGAGCAAGCGAGCGGCUGCCUCAAAUGGGCCCCAAGGAGACACUUGUGAGUGGAGUGGAAGGGCGAGAGCCUUCUCGCGGCGACGAACUCCGUCCCGAGAAGGCUGAGAGCGUCCUGGCGAAGGUCUUAGGUCAGGUGGAGCCCCCAGAAGCCUUUCCGUCUUUCGAGCCAGACAGCCAGGUUUGGAAGAACGUCGCCUUCGCGACAGCGGCUGCAGAACCUGUCCCCGCGCCGUAUCCCGGCGCCUGGAGUCCGUACCCUCCGUUGUCAGCGUUUCCUGGGUCGCCUGGCCCAGCUGUUGGAGGGUGGAACACGCUGCUGGGUCCUCGAAGUCGGGGGGGGCACUUCCCAGGACUUCACAGCCCAGGCAACGCGUUCGGGUAUUCCGGACCUGGAGAAAGAGGCCCCAAUGAACGAGCCAGUGGCCCAGUUGGCGGCAGAGGCCCCCUCCCUCCUACGAGCCUCAGAGGCGACCUCUUUCCUGUCCCGCCUUUCUGGCCGGUGCCGCGGGCCGCCGGAGGCUUCCGCGCACCGCCGAGCCUCCCGCCGUGGAACCCGCGGGCACCAGACCUUCGCUGGCUGACGUUUUUGUACGGCGAGAUCCAGGGAGUGAAGGAGGUGACAAAGUUUUAUCGAGGCGGUCGAGGCGUGGCGUCGGUCGAAGAGUGCCAGAGAGCUCUGGGCCUCGUUCUGAUGAGUUUGAAUGUUGACUUGCUCGUCUUGCCGGCCGACAUCAACCGAGUCGUCAGCCAGGUGCGGCCGGUGCUGAACAGCUGGGAACAAGCGUUUUCUGAGGCGAGCAGCAUGAUUCGGUUCUUCGCGGAAGACAGCCGCUUCGGGAAAUCCCGCUGCUUGGCCAUUAUCAAGGAUGCGGGGGCUCUUCUCGAAUGCGACGAGGCCCUGCAUCCAGACGGGGCGACCCCCAAGAUGUCCGCUCGAGGCGGAGCGACCCCCGAGGAGCCCCAUGGCAGCUCAACGACUCUGGCACAGGCAGGGACGCAGGCGUUCGUGCAGCGGUCACCCGCCUCACAACCUCACCCUGUGGAUGCACUUUCUCCAGAGGCCGCUUCUUCGUCCAAGGCUGACUCUUCAGCCGAAACAACGUCUUCGCCAGACGGGGCUUCAUUGCCAGAAGGCAGUUUGCCUCUUUCCCUUCAGGAGCCGGCGGCGCGUCUGGAGGCUCUGCUGACGCAUCGUCGGGUGCUCGGUCGGUUGCCGCCGAUUCUACUGCCGGGGCACAGCGACCCUGUAGAGGUCAAGGCAUUCUUCAACGUGCCUGGCUUUCUCGGGGGGCUCCGCCAAGACAUUGCGACCCUCAAUUUCGCCAUGCAUGCGCUGAAGCGGGAGAACACAUGCACCUUGGAUGACGGCUCCUCGAUCUCCCUCUGGGACAUGCAGAGGCCUGCGGCGUCGAGGCCGCCUCGCCCAGAAAAGGUGAGGAGCGAAGCGGCGAGGAAGGCGCCCGCGCCGAGGGAGAUCAAAAGCAUCAACGCCCUAGCCCCGAGAAAAGAGGUGCCUGGCCGGGACAGAAAGCCUGUCCAGGACACAGCUGGGGCAAGCGCGGUCGAAGCGAAGCUGGAGAAGGCAGCUCCAGUGAAGCAGGGAACGGACGCGACAGAAAGGAAGCCAGCAGAGUCCACCGCUGAGUUGCUGCAAUCGAUCCAGCGCGAGCAAGAGGCGCGACGUCUGGCCGAUGUCGAAUCGUUUGUCGAGCCUGAGUUCGCGCCGCACUGUUCUUCCAUUUCGCUCCCGAGUGCUGCCUCUUGUCGACCCGACGACUCACCAAAGGCAUGGCUCGGCGAUGCGCAUGGCGAGCAGAUCGUUGGUGGCUCCGCGUUCGGAUUCGUGGAGCAGCAAAUGCGGGCAAAGAAGAUGGAAAGCAAGACGAAACAAACAACGGAGAAGCCCCGAAAGGAAGGAGACUGGGAGACUCUUCACGUUAAGGACCUGACUAUCGGAGCUUUGGCAAGACACCUAAAGGUUCCCGAAUCCGACCUGCUCGGCGUCGCUACGCUGCUCCUCGAGGGUACGCCGGGGAGAGGAACCGUGACGUCAAGCACUCGCCUAGAUGAAGACGAGGCAGAGUUCCUCAGCGACGAACUAGGGAAACUCAAUUGUCUCCGCAUAACACGGGGGGAACUUCGAGAAGAGCGCGGCGACUACCGCGCCCCGGCUGUCGUAGCCGUUCUUGGCCACGUCGACCAUGGCAAAACAACUCUUCUUGAUAAGCUCCGAAGUUCGCAUGUAGCAGACUUUGAAGCUGGAGGCAUUACCCAGGCGGUGUCUUCAGGAAGUCUGGUUCUCGCCUCUCAGAAUCAAAGACUUACCUUCAUCGAUACCCCAGGCCAUGCGGCAUUUGCUUCGAUGCGGAAGCGCGGUGCCGCAGCAACGGAUCUGUGUGUUUUGGUCGUCGCAGCCGAUGAGGGCGUGAAGGCGCAAACCCUCGAGUGUUUGGACAUCAUUCGAAAGUCUGGGACGCCUUGGAUUGUUGCGUUGAAUAAAGUAGACAAACCAGGAGCUGACAUUGAGAGAGUGAAGAAACAGUUUGCGGAUCUCGGCGUCAUAAGCGACGAUGCUGGAGGAGACAUUCCGUUCAUCCCGAUCAGCGCCAAGACGGGAGAAGGCUUGGACCAGCUGGAAGCGGCUCUCACUCUCCUCCAAGAGGAUAUGCCGCAUUUGUAUGGGGCGGGACCUCCGUCGGACGCCAGCCGCGCGCAUGCACGGGCAGCAAGAGGCUACGUUCUCGAAUCGCGCAUGGAUAAGCAAAAAGGACGAUGCAUUCAGGUCAUUGUAAGGAGUGGCUGGUUGGAGCCUGGCAAGUGGGUAGUUAUCGGUCGCAACUCUGGGCGGAUCAAGAAAAUUUGGCGAAGCGGUGAACACGUGGAGCUCAAGAUGGCGGGACCCAAUGAAGCCGUGGAAAUUGCCGGCCUAGGAGAUCUGCAGGCCUCGGCAGGCCAGGCACUCGUGCAAGCAGCGAAUGCACAGCAAGCAGCCAAGUUGGCUGGCAUGGCGGAGAGGCUUGACUUGAGACGCCAGCUUCGUCGGGCAGAAGCAAGCACUGCGCAAGCUGCAAAAUUUGCGGUUGAGGAUCUGGCACUGAAAACUGCGUCGAAUCUGAGACGAAAGCAGAGGAAACUGUCGAAGUACAAGCAGGCUGUGCAAAACAUCAAAUUCGUGGAUGAAUUGACCGACGACGAUUCAGAAGAAGCCGACGCCGAGGACUUGAUCACCACCAGACAAACAGUCGUCCAAGGUAUACCACAAAUUGGUUUCAUCAUCAAAGCAGCUGACCAGGGCAGCUUGGAGGCCAUCCUGCAGUGGAUCGAUACACACAACGAGACAGUGAAGGCGGCGCAACGCCUCCCCGAGGCGGUUAGAGGCGCCUUGAAGGGCGCAGCUAGUGAGAGGCUGCGCGCGCUGGCAGAUCAGCGAAGAUCGGUGGAGCUGACAGAAGAAGAAGAGGCGGUUGAUCAGUCUGGUGAAGCACUGCAGGAAAGCGAACGCGUGCUUGCCUCACGCUGGUUGCCGAUUUGCGUGCUGCACUGCGGCGUGGGACCCAUCAGCGUCUCGGAUGUCAACAAGGCGGCGCUAACAAAUUCGUUCGUUCUCGGAUUUGGCGUGUCCGUCUUGGACAACAUCGAUCAGGUUAUACACGAAAAAGGCGUCCCAGUGAGGAAUCAGAAUAUCAUCUAUCGUCUGUUUGAGGACAUCGAGGCCCUCUACGAGUACCACUUCGGAUCGGAGUUUGUGUACAACCAAGUCGGACGCAUGGUUGUAUCACGCGUCGCUACCUUCACGCUCAAGCGGAGCAAAGGUGGUAUUCAAACGGUCGUUGGCGUCGACGUCAAGGAUGGAACUCCUUCUGUUCACCACUUUUAUUCGGUGAUGAGAGACGACAAUACUCUGGUGGAACAUCUUCAAAUCAAGUCCAUGCAGAAAAAUCGCCAGGACGUCACAACAUUGCAGAAAGGCAGUCGCCUUGGGGCCAUCAUUUUCGACUCCGAAUUCGAUGACUUCCAGGAGCGUGAUACAAUCAACGUUUUCGAAAGAAGCCAACGACUUCCUCCCGAUUUUCUCACCUCCCGACGUUACUUACAGUCUGCAUGACAUCUUGUGUUUGAGAGGCAAUGUCGAAAGCGGCUAGUGUCCCAUAACGACAAAUCAUGUUUUAGACUCGUAACGACGGUUCAUGAUGUCGUUGAAAGUUCAGUAUUACUCUCUCUUAUCUGCCCCUUGACCAUACUACUGCGCUGUACAGCAUUGACGAACGAUAGGGACUAUGGUGCGGAGAUAUACACGCGUGGAAACAUCAAAUGAAACAAACUCACGGUUUACGAAGCACACGGAUGCAGUGAGCGAUAUGCUAGCGUGUGUUCGUCUCUCUACGGUAGAUACCGGUUAUAGACUCGUCGAAGCUGCUAUCCCUUGGUUUGGGGUCUUAUUCGGUGCAUGCUUGAGAGACUCAAAUUCAAAAAUGAGAGUUUCCGGAGGAAAACUUGUUUGUUUCGGUGUCUGCGUAAGCGUGCUGAAUGUUCAACAACAGCGUUAUAGCAAAGAUGUGUUUUCAAGGCGUGUCGUGUUUCUUGGCCCGCAGUGUAUGUCGGAACUCUCAGCGACAGCGAUGUCGUAUCGCGUGAGUUCCGAUGCAUUGGAACUGAGCCGCUGAGGAUCCGCGGGUGCGUUUCUCUGAUAUGGCUCAGCACAGGCUUUUGAAACGGAGUGUUGAGUUGGCCUCGUAUCAGAAUUCAGG